Molecule: messenger RNA, 2689 nt
Organism: Acromyrmex echinatior (Panamanian leafcutter ant)
Lineage: Eukaryota; Metazoa; Arthropoda; Insecta; Hymenoptera; Formicidae
Product: endoplasmic reticulum disulfide reductase DNAJC10
Biological process (GO): IRE1-mediated unfolded protein response
Cellular component (GO): endoplasmic reticulum lumen
Molecular function (GO): misfolded protein binding; protein-disulfide reductase activity; oxidoreductase activity, acting on a sulfur group of donors, disulfide as acceptor
Source: RefSeq, a predicted model, not a curated record
AUAUAAUAGGAUAUAUUAUUUAGUCGAUCUUGAGAAAAAAAUAAGACGAUGUCGAAAUAUUUCGUGAGUAAUAAGAAACGUAUUUACACUUUCUUGUAACGACAAUUUCGGAAUUAAGGUUGAACAGGAUCUGCGGUUUUCCAAACACGGUUAAACGAUAAUAUCACAGAGCGUGGGAGUAUUAUAGUUAAUAGUAUGCGGAGAUACAUGGUGACUGGUGUUCCGAUGAAAAACUGACUUCAACUAGCUUGAGAGUUGAAAGUGCAUAGCACUAAACUAUUAUUGUGCAACGUAGCCGCUAUAAAUCUUUUUAAAAAUGUAUAAAGUUAUUGUUAAUCUCAUUAUUAUUAUUUCUUUAACACGAGGAGAAGAUUAUUAUGAGAUCCUUGGUAUAAACAAGACUGCUGAUCAGGAUGAUAUCCGAAAAGCUUUUAAGAAGCUAGCUAUCGUUUAUCAUCCUGACAAAAAUAGCGACGAUCCAAAUGCUCAUGAUAAGUUUGUCAAAUUAACAACAGCCUAUGAGACAUUAAAGGACAGUGACUUAAGACAUAAAUAUGAUCUUUAUGGAGAAGAUGGUCUUAAUAAAUCUCAUAAGAAACAAACUUAUCAUUCUUGGAAUUAUUAUCAAAACAGUUUUAUAUACGAUGAUGACAAAUAUGUUAUUAAUUUGGGAAAAAAUGAUUAUUAUGAAAGUGUUAUUAACUCUCAUUCAAGCUGGUUUGUAAAUUUCUAUUCUCCAAUGUGCAGCCACUGUCAUCACUUAGCACCGACUUGGAAGGAAGUUGCUAAGUUACUUGAUGGCGUUGUAAAAAUUGCAGCAGUUAAUUGUGAAUAUAAUUGGCAACUAUGUCACCAAAUAGGAAUUCGUGCCUAUCCUACGUUGCUCUAUUUUCAAAAGAAUUCACAGCACGGGGAGCAUUACAGAGAAGAAAAAACACAGGAAGCCAUCACACGUUUUGUAUUAGACAGACUAAAUAUUCGUAUACAUGAAUUAAGUGAAUUUUAUUUCAAGGAGUAUUUAAGUGGCAAGAUUGUAAAGAAAAUGCCUGUGUUAAUAUUUAUAUGCGAUGAUCAACAGAAUUAUUUCACCUCCGAUGAAAGGAUUAAAGUAGCGGCUACAUUUGACAAGCUGAUUGAUGUAAAAAUGUUUACAUGUAAGAAUGAUGAGUGUCAUGAUAAGAUAUCCUAUGAUACAAACGCUGUCUAUUUACCAAUAUAUAAUAAAUCUUUUUGGGAGCCUAUAUUCCUUGAUGGCAUAUUUGAUAUAAAUAUAUUAAUAGAAAAACUCUUAGAUCAAUUGCCUGGUCCACAAGAGCUAUCUGACAAUGAUUUUAAAUAUAUUAGGAAAAUAAAGUCCGACGUUACCUGGCUUAUAUGCUUUUACAUUGGUGACAUUGAAAAUGUACGAGAUUUGAAUUUGCAAACGAAAAAGUUUUCACCCAGUGGUAUUAAACUAGGUAAAAUAAAUUGUGGUAGAAACGGACAAUUUUGUUCUAAAUUGGGUGUAACACGAUAUCCAAUUUGGGGCAUGCUUAAACCGGGUGGAGCAUUUGAAUUUCAUCACGGAAGUAAUCUCAAUAAUGAUAUUAUUAAAUUUAUGCAAAUUAGUAUGAAAACUACAAAUGUUUGGGCUCUCUCUACAGAAGAAGCAUUAUCGAUAUUACAAAGGAGCAAUGGAGAUGAAGUAUGGUUUCUAGAUUGGUUUACACCAUGGUGUCCACCUUGUAUAGAGUUUCUGUCAGAACUUCGGAAAGCAUCGUUAGAAUUUGAUACGUCAAUAGUUCGUUUUGGCACUAUUGAUUGUACCGCUCACAAUACAUUAUGUCAUCAAUACAACAUACAAUUUUAUCCUACUGCUAUGCUUAUAAACGGUAGCAAUACAUAUCAGUUCACAUUAUCAAAGACUGCUGCAAAUGUUAUGUAUUUCAUUAAUGAAAAAAGAAACCCAUCAGUUAUAGAGUUAACAACAAAAAAUUUUCGUCAGAAAUUGGGGAAGAAAAAGAAUGAUGUUAUAUGGAUUGUUGAUUAUUUUGCUCCAUGGUGUGGGCCGUGUCAAAGAUUAGCACCUGAAUGGUCAGCCGUUGCGAGAUCGCUGAGCGCUUUAUCUUUUGUAAAUGUUGCCAGUGUAAAUUGCGAGACUGAGGCUUCCUUAUGCACAUCCCAAGGAGUGCGGUCUUACCCCGAUAUUAGAAUAUAUCCAUUAGGAAGUGAGGGUUUAAACACAGUCGCUUUGUACAAUGGGCAGCGAGAUUCGUUAUCUAUGUUAACCUGGAUAACAACAUUCUUCCCAAAGAAAAUCCCUGAUUUAAAUUUUUCUGACCUUCAAAAGCUAUUGAACAGCAAGCAUAAUUUGAUAAUCUAUUUUUCUUUACCAAAUUGUCAUCAUUGUCAAAAGUUGCAACCUGAGUUUGCAAUUGCUGCUCAGUUGCUGGAUAAAGUGAAAUUUGGAAGGAUUGAUUGUUCCUUCUAUAUACAUAAAUGCGAACAACAUAUAAAACAAAGUAUACAGGUACAAUAUAUAUCUUUUCCAACGCUAAUAUUAUAUAAUUCUAAGGAAAAAAAACGAAGUAAGCACAAUAGCGUCGAAAUUGUUGCGAGAACGACUCAGAAAAUCACGGAUGAAAUUUUAAAUAUUAUUAAUUCUCGGACAAAACAUGACGAAUUAUAAUAGACAAAAUGCCUAAUUGAA